AGUUUGUUUUGUUAUCAAAGACAUAAUUAUUAACAAAUUAUUUUAUUAAAAUCGUUAUUCGUUUCAGCUUGUUCCAAAUACAAUUGUGGCGCGGGGAUUCUAGAAAACAACCAAAACAACUCGAACGAGGCUCAACAAUAUUACAAAAACCAAACAAAAACAACCAAAACAACCACAACAAUAAGGAGGACAACCAGCAGCAUUCGUUGAGGAGCGCGCUAGUCGACAACAACGGCAACAACAGCAGCUCUCCGAGAUGGGCCGCCGUCCGCGGCUGGUGACCCCGCCGCUGGUGCUGGUGGCGCUGGCACUGGUGAUGGUGCUGCAAACUGCUGAAACCAAGCCGCCGCUUCAGCUAACAGCCACAGCCGGCCAGUUCUGGCAGAUCACGGACAUUCACUGGGACUGGACGUACAACCGGACCGGCGACGUCUCCUCGUGGUGCCACGGCGCCGCUGCCGACCCCACCGCCGACAACGGCCUGUUCGGCAACUACAGCUGCGACGCGCCCUGGGUGCUCGUCAAGGAGGCCGUCCGGCACAUGGCCCAGGUGCAGCCGCAGCCCGACUUCGUCAUCUGGACAGGGGACAACGCGCCGCACUGGGAGGAGGGGCCCGAGUUCAAACAGAUCUUCUCGGCCAUCGACAACAUUACGCGUGUGAUGGAGGAGGCGUUCCCUGACACGCCGAUCGUGCCCUGCCUGGGCAACCACGACAGCUUCCCCGCGGACUUUUACCCGGGCGGUAACAAGUCGUUCUACACGCGCUACCUGACCGAGGGCGGCUGGUCGCGUCUUCUGUCCGAGGACGAGCAGAGGACCUUCGCCACGGCCGGCUACUUUGCGCGCCGGCUCACCGACCAGCUGACCAUCAUCUCGCUGAACACAAACAUCUACUACCGUCCGAACGAGGCGAUCGACCCGAAGGAAGCCGACCCGGGCCAGCAGUUCUCCUGGCUCCGAGACCAGCUCAAGAACGCCAGCACCGAGGGGUACAAGGUGAUAAUCGGCGCUCACAUCGCGCCCGGCUUCUUCGAGCGCCAGACUGACGACACGUUCAUGUUUGACAACUACAACGAGGCGCUGCUGGCGCUGAUCGGCCAGUACUCGGACGUGAUCCUGGCGCAGGUGUACGGCCACGAGCACACCGACAGCUUCCGAGUGCUGGGGCAGGAGGCGCCAGACGGCGAGCUGCAGCUGCAGGCGGCCAUGUUCCUGGCGCCGUCGGUGACGCCCUGGGUGCCGGCCGCCGGCACCAACCCGGGCGUGCGCCUCUACUCGUACACGCCCACCGUGCUGACCGACUACUCGCAGUACAUCCUCAACCUGACGGCCUCGAACGCGGCCGGCGCGGCCGCCUGGAGCCGACUGUACGCCGCCGCCGACACCUACUCGCUACCCGACCUGGGCGUCCAGUCGAUGGCCGCGCUGUACCGCCGGCUGGUGGCCGAGCCCGACCUGUUCGACACCUACUACCGGCUCAACACGGCCGGGGCGCCGGCCGGACAGAGCUGCGACCUGCCCUGCAAGCGCUCCCAGUUGUGCGCCAUCGGCCACCUGCGCACCGACGCCAUGGCCACCUGCCUCAACUCGGUGGUCACCAUGAACUCCAUCAUCUCUGGCGAGAUGCUGGUGCACGGGCCGGCCGGCGGGCCGGGCAGCGCGCCGGUGGCCGGCGGAUCCGGCCGGCCCUCCCAGUUCCUGGCCGUCUUUUUCGGCGUGAUCGCCGGCCUGGCGGCGCUCGCCGCGCUCGUCGCGUUCGUCGUGGUGCGCGUGCGGAAGCGUCCGUCGGCGCCGUCGACGGUGCUGCGCAACGUGGCCUCGUUCGUCUCUGUCGGCAGCCAGGGCUACGAGACGAUGACGUAGGCAGCGAAUGGCGGCGGGCGCCGAGGCUGCAGUUCCGGCCGCCGCCGACAGGUGGCACUGGGCGGCCCGACGGCCUCCGCACCGGUAGGUGGCGCGCAGGGAACACUGCAGUCACAGUGAGCUUUACUGCUGUGGAUCAGUAGAUGUAUCGUGUAGGAUGUUUCGUGAACGAUAUUGUGCGCUAGAUGUGAUUAGGGUCGGGACUAGACGUGGUUCACACACGAUUCGGGGCAUGAGUGAAACUUUAUCGACAUGUUGACGGCAAUCGGCCGCUCCCGUUGGACGUAUAUAACCGCCCUGUAGAUAGGCCAGGCUCGUCAUGGAUGCCCGUUCUCUGUUCUUGCCGAGUAGCGUAAGGACAUGAUCGGGCGGAAUUCGCGGCAAAUCAACUUAGUUCGGCCCAAGGGAUAGUUCAGGCUGUGUGGUGAAGCUAGUGAAACUUUGAUUAUAUUAUUGUCAUCAGUUUUAUCUGAGACUCCUCGUUCUUCGAUACACGUGAUUUUACCUUCAUUGAUAUUAGCGGUAGCAGUUCAGUUGUUUUAUCUCUAUCAUAUCCAUCAGCUUCUUAUACAGUUUCUGUCUGAAUUUAUCUUUUUCGAAUUACAGCAGUAGGUAUUUGA
Messenger RNA from Amphibalanus amphitrite, 2484 nucleotides. Its product is annotated as acid sphingomyelinase-like phosphodiesterase 3b. Gene Ontology annotation, molecular function: hydrolase activity. The record is from RefSeq and is a predicted model, not a curated record. Bases 257 to 1864 code for a protein of 535 amino acids. The transcript has 8 exons. Lineage: Eukaryota; Metazoa; Arthropoda; Thecostraca; Balanomorpha; Balanidae.